AUGUCACAAGCCUCAAGACCAAAAGCCUAUGAACUUCCUUGCAUAUUUAGUAGACUAGUUAGUCGUUAUGAUAAAAUCGGUCUAAGUGCUUGCGAAACCUCUGCAACACAAAUCUGGAGGCAUGCUGAUAGUCAAGCAGCAGUUAGGCGGCUCCCAUUAUUUCAGGCUUUUAUGCCUGAACUCGCAGAUCUUCAAUCUAGUUUAAUAGAGCUUGAAAGAACUGAAGGUCUAUUGAGAAGUCAAGGAAAUAGCGCAGGUGUAGAAAAUUUCGCUAAUUGGAAUUCUCAACAUAGCGACCGGGAUAAACGUAUACAAGAAGUCAUUAAUAUUGCACAGCUCGAAAAAGAACUUUUAUAUGAAGAUAUUGA
Messenger RNA from Dentiscutata erythropus, 368 nucleotides. The record is from the annotation of a GenBank genome assembly. Lineage: Eukaryota; Fungi; Glomeromycota; Glomeromycetes; Diversisporales; Gigasporaceae.